Messenger RNA from Scylla paramamosain (green mud crab), 834 nucleotides. RefSeq names its product general transcription factor II-I repeat domain-containing protein 2-like. The record is from RefSeq and is a predicted model, not a curated record. Bases 1 to 834 code for a protein of 277 amino acids. The transcript has 3 exons. Lineage: Eukaryota; Metazoa; Arthropoda; Malacostraca; Decapoda; Portunidae.
AUGGUGUGUCCAAAAACAUUAUCCACCACUGGUUCCUUGAACGAGGAUUUGCUAGGGAAAGAGAAGUUCGAGCAGCCCGAGCAAACGGUAGUUUCGUGUGUUUGUGAGAGGAAAAUGGCUUGCUCCAAGAAAAGAAAAGUUGACAGUGAAAAUCGUUCCUUUAAAGACGAAUGGACAGAUAACUAUGCCUUCAUUCUCCCUGCAAAAAGGUCAAAACCAGUCUGCUUGAUAUGCAGUGAAUCCAUUGCUGUUGUGAAAAGUGGCAAUGUGAGACUCCACUAUGAAACGAAACACAGUAACUUUGAAAAGAAUUAUCCCCAGAACACUGAGACACGCACAAGAAAAGUAAAUCAGCUCAAAUUACAGUACGAGAGGUCUACUAAUGUUCUCAUUAAUUCCAUGACUCUCCAAGAAAGAGCAGUUGAAUGUUUACUGAAAAUAGCGUGGAUUUUAGGAAGACACAAAAAAACAUUUUCUGAUGCAGAGAUGGUCAAAGGAUAUGAGUCAACAGAUGCAACUGACAGUGCCCAGCUUCUUGUCUUUGACAGAUUUUAUGAUAUUGCACAGAAGGGGUUCUGUGAGGAUCUGCUUGGUGUGGCAAGCCUGGAAGCCGGAACACGUGGAGAAGAUAUCUAUGAGGCUAUGAAAAUGAUGCUAACAGAACGGGGGCUUGAUCUGAAGUCCGCAGUUUCAAUCACUACAGAUGGCGCUCCAUCAAUGAUUGGAAGAGAAACGGGACUAGUUGGAAGGCUAAAAGAGGAUCAUCCUGACUUAAUAUCAUACCACUGCAUAAUUCACCAGUCUGUGCUAGUUUUGGAGGGGACUAUGCUGUGA